GGCCGCGGGCGCGCGCACGCGCGCCACGGCCUCCACCAUGGCGACCGUUCUGUCCAGGGCGCUCAAGCUCCCGGGGAAGAAAAGUCCAGACCUGGGGGAGUAUGACCCCCUCACCCAGGCGGACAGUGACGAGAGCGAGGACGACCUGGUGCUGAACUUGCAGCAGAAGAAUGGCGGGGUCAAGAAUGGCAAGAGCCCUCUGGGAGACGCCCCCGAGCCGGACUCCGACGCUGAGGUGGCAGGGCCUGCAAAGGCACACCUCUCAGAAGUCACCGUGGAGGGCUACCCACCGGAGCCACUCGGGGACCUGGAGCAGAAGGCGGCCUCCUCCAUCGUGUCUUACGUGCGCACGUCUGUCUUUCUGCUCACGCUGGUGAUCUCCAUGAUCCUGGUGCUCGUGUGCGCCUUCCUGAUCCCGUGUCCCCCCAGGGACCUGCACAGCACCUGGAGCCGGCACCUGGGCCCCCACAGAGACGGAGACCUCGCCCCCCUGGAACUGGCCGACGUGAAUGGAGACGGCCUGCACGAUGUCCUCCUCUCCUUUGCUGCGCCGAGGAACCAGAGUGCACCAGGCGCCUCUGGGCCAGCAGCUCUGCUUGUGUGUCUGUCGGGGAUGAACGGCAGCACGCUCUGGUCCAGUCCCCUCCCGGAGGAGGCCCGAGACGUCACUUGCUUGGAUAUGAUGACGGAAAGCUUGGCUGCGACCAUCUGCCUUGUGACCGGGGCCAAUACGCUGCUCAGUGCAUUUAACGCAACAUCAGGGAAAACCAUUUGGACUUUGAACUCCAAGUACCUGUCCAACGGGACCCUGGCGGCUCCAGUCGUGCUGCUCCCAGACUUGGAUGAAGACGGCAUGAGAGAUCUCGUGGUUCUGGCUAUUGCGGACUCACAGCCCGAUCUGUGCUUUCUGCUGGUAUCUGGCCGGACAGGGAGUCCGGUGGGCCGAGCUGUGAAGUAUAACAUCGUGGGUGUGGGGAAUCUGAUUGGGCCACAGCUCUACAUCACCACGAACGGGGCGGUCUACAUCCUGUUUGGCUUUGGUAAUAUCCAAGCUGUCGCCCUGCGGGACAUUUUCAUUCAGGCCCAAAACCGAGACAGCCCACCACCUUCCCUGCAGCUGGAGGAGCCCGAAUGGGAGAAGCGGAGAUCCAUCAACCUGUCGGAGCUCAUUGACGUCUACGGCGAUGGUGUGGAGCUCCUCCAGAUGGUGAAGGCCCCGGACGCCAACUGCAGCGACCUCCUGAUCACCACGAGACAAGGCCUCGUCUUACUUCGGGGGCAAGAUCUUACACCUUACUGGACACUGAGCCUUCCAGGCCUGCACAGCCAGCCGACCCCUGGGUAUUUCACUGAUGACCAGACCGUGGACUUCCUUCUGCAGACCCAGGGCGGAGUCGGCAUGAAGAAGAUGAUGGUGGUCGAUGGCUACUCUGGCUCUGUCGCCUGGAGCUACAGCGUCCAGUGUCACAUGAAAGAAAUGCCAACCAGCUCAGCAGUCACUUCGGACCAGAAGUCUGUCUUCCUCUUCUGGGCGGAAGGGCUCUCGGCUGAGUCUCGCAAGCCUGACAGCACCACAGGAACCAGGCCCCCCAGCCUUCAUCGCCUCUACCUCCUGCACCCCGCGUUCCCCUCAAUUCUUCUGGAUCUGGCCAACACCACCGACACAGUGACAGCCUCUCAGGUUGGCAUCAACGACCUCUGGAAAGAUGCGUUUUAUGUCACCAGGACAACAGGGCAAAGGUCUGCAGGCCAUUUAGCGCCCUUGGUGGUCAGCAAGCUGAGUCUGCGGUGGGCACUCAUGGAGGGCCAAAUGGUUCAGCUGAAGGAGACCACGCCGAAGAUUGGCCGUGGGGAGUUGCGGAGAUUCCUCUCUAGGAUCAAGUUCGUGGAUUCUCCUUAUCAGGCUUAGUGUGAUGGACUCCUCGGUUUCCCGGGAGGCGAGUGGCACGAGCCUGUCUGUUCGGUAGCGACGGCGGGUCUUUGGAGGGAAGGAAGGCGCAGCCUCGUCAUUGGCGCGCCUCGGUGGGCUGCGAAGCCACGUGGGAGGCACGCUGGGAUUCUUGGACCGUGGCACGAUCCGUUUGGCUGGGGCAGCUCACCUACCUUUACCGUCCCCACAUGGACCCCCAGCCUUCCCCUCUUAGGCACCUUGCGGAGCCUUGGCACAGUGGUUAUGUUCUCGCCGCUAACCUCAGGGUGAGCACUUUGAACCCGCCAGCAGCUUCUCGGGGAAAGAUGUAGCAGCAGUCUGUUCCCAGAAAGAUAUUUGUCCACCUGUCCUCCAGGUUCACGCUGGGGAGGAGCUGACUCAGUGGCCGUGGGUUGGCGGUUUGUGUGCGUGUGUUUUUUGUUUUGGCACGCUCUGUGGGUGGUUUGGAAAUGUGAACUUUGUGUGUUUUAUUUUUGUAUGUCUAAUUUAUAAGCUCUUGCUGGGAGAUUCCAGUGACAUUCUGUACUAGGAGGUGCCCUGUGUUGUUACACCGUGUGUGUGUGUGUGUGUGUGUGUGUGUGUGUGUGUGUGUGUGUACUUCUUCAUGCUUCGGUGAAGUAUUUUCCGGGUACGUCUUUAGCUCCAGGGAUCCCGUUUCUUGCUCUUACGACAUCCAUCUGGUUUGCAUGGUUGUCUAGAGCCGUCCAGAUGACCUACCUCUGACAUUGAAGGUCAUUCUCCGUAUUCUCCCCGCCACCGAUCUACCUUGGCCACUUCCCAACCUGGGCACCGCCAUGAGCCACACCAGCAUUCACGUCUCUUCCUUGUCUCGUGUGCUGUCUUCUCAGGCUUCCCACCCACGUGUGUUCUGUGACCCUAAGAACAGCGAUUUUCCUGUGACACAGGGAGCAAGAGCAAUCGUUUAACUGGCCCCUGGCCGACAGAGUCCCUGUGACGCUCCCUCUGGGGUUUUGAUUGUUGCGACAGUCAUGGGUUUCGCACUGUGGAACAAUGCAGGACUGUGCAUGCGCUUGUGCUUCUCUGCCCGAAUGAAGGCUGGCUGGUGGGAUCACCCGAGCCCGCUCCCCGCAUCCCCACGGCUGCUGCCCCACCAUUUCCUGAGCGCGUGGCCUCUAGGGUUCCCUCCUCCCUGCCUUCCCCUGGAGUCCUCUUUCAUUCAGGGACAUUGGGCUUUGCUGGCAGGAGAGCAAAGCUGUUUUUGGACUUUCCCCUUUGCUUCCCGAGUCCAGUGGGCAGCCACUCUGACCUGCACCUCACCUUCCUUGUAGAGCCUUCGGCCCACUGGAUUUGAGAACCCCCCAUGUAAAUAGUGCAACUUGUACAUAGUUCCCUGCGCUUCCUGGCGCCCCUUGUGGUCCUCUCUGCCUGAGUCUCUUCUAGAUUUGUAGGUCAACGUGCACAUAGCAGAAACUCCCUUGUCUGCCGGGGGAGUGCUGCUUUUCUUCUCGAAGCGUUUGAGGCAGACGGAGAUAAAAAGCCCCUCUCGUUUUAGCAAUGUUAGCAAAAAAAGGGGAAAGCUGACUGGUCUGAAAGUAACAAUUUAGAGUGACCAUAGAGAGGGAUGAAUACAUUAAUUGCCCUCAAGGAGAUGGGUUGGUCGGUUGAUUCAGUGGCUGCGCUGUGGGGCAAACACAACCACCGUAAGGAUGGUGCAGGAGUGAGCGGCACUCUGCCCUGUUUAGGUCGGGUUGCUACCAGGGAUGGGUGCCCCAGCACCUAACUCCUAACGGUGUGUGCAUGCCCACAAGACAGGAGAGGUGACGGGGCGGUUGGCAGUUGUAGAUACAAGCUCGCUACAUUUUUGGCCACUUGAGAGUCCCUGAGAGCAAAUGUGGUUUCAGUCUCGGGAAGGCUUGAGCUCUGCAGCUCAUCACAGACUGCUAGGGGACAGAGGACAGAGCCGAGCGUAGGAAUGGCCAGUCUCAAGUUCCUUUCCAGGGUGCGAACCUAUUUAGACAGAAGUUUCCUAGAGUCUCGGUUGGCCUAAUGCCCAACUCUAAGAACUGAUUCUAUCCAAGGGAACGUCCCAAACUUUGGUGGCUGGCCUGUGGCCUGAGUGGGCCCCUCAAGGCCUGCACCUAGUUCUCUGCCACGUCGAAGCAUUCUGGAAGGCCGCCCACUCUGGGCAGAAGCUAAACUGCCGAGCUGCUCACCGAGGACCCAUGUCCACCGGUGUCUUUUGGACAGAGGCUGCUCAGAUGCCGCCCGUGGGAGCUAGGAAAACGCCAGUGCCCCCGAGUUCUUCGUGACGCGUCUGCAGACCGACUUCACAGAUAGUUGAUGGUGAUCAGGUGGGUUCUUCUCUUGCUGAGCUCCGUGUCGGCCCAGGCUCCUCCCCCUCGGAGCAGGUGCAGCAGGCGAUAGUGGAUAGGACAGGGAGAGAGCUUUGCUUGGCCAGUGUGGGCGCUUGGCUUCUCAUCACAGCCCCUCAGUCACUUAGCCAAGGGAGGAAGUGGCCACCUUCUUCCCCCUUUCAGGAACAGGGCCCUCAGGAAAGCCCAUACAACCACUGUUGAAAAAUGACUAAUUUGUGCAAAGUCCGUCAUUCUUCUCCCAAUGUCUGUUUUCCCCCGAUCCCUCCUAACCCACCCUCCUCCCAGUCCUCCUCCUCAGCAUCCCUUAAUGGUCUCCACGUAGCCCCCUGCUGUGGAAUGGUGACUCCAAACCCCCUUACAUGUGAACUGCUGUGCUUAUUGCCCAUGUGACAGAAAAGCCCACUGGUGGAUGGUCGGGAAACACGAUGUGAAAUGUGGAUGUCACAGAAUAAAUACUGUGUACCCGA
This is a messenger RNA of Echinops telfairi (small Madagascar hedgehog), 4733 nucleotides long. It is a transcript of the gene FAM234B, whose product is annotated as family with sequence similarity 234 member B. Bases 38 to 1909 code for a protein of 623 amino acids. The transcript has 13 exons. The record is from RefSeq and is a predicted model, not a curated record. NCBI's taxonomy places the organism in Eukaryota, Metazoa, Chordata, Mammalia, Afrosoricida, Tenrecidae.